This is a messenger RNA of Protobothrops mucrosquamatus (brown spotted pit viper), 1177 nucleotides long. It is a transcript of the gene CUNH11orf68, whose product is annotated as chromosome unknown C11orf68 homolog. The transcript is spliced from 2 exons. Lineage: Eukaryota; Metazoa; Chordata; Lepidosauria; Squamata; Viperidae. The record is from RefSeq and is a predicted model, not a curated record. Bases 68 to 805 code for a protein of 245 amino acids.
CCCUAACGCUGUGGAGUCUCCUGCCUGCUCUGCUUCACCACAGCCUUGCAAGGUGCCUUGCCAAACCAUGGCUAGCCAGCACGACGAGACUGGGAAGGAUGGGUGUUUUGCCAGUGAAGAUUUGGCUGCCGAAGCCAUGGCCGCAGACAUGGAUUCCUGGGUGGUCUUUGACGCCCGCAAGACCCCCAAAGCUGAAUUUGAGGAAUGGCUCCAGACCUACCAGCCAUCCCGCGUCUCUCGCUAUGGAAACCCGGAGUGCAACACCGAGCCGGUGGGCUGGAUUGCCAUCUACAGCCCCAGCUUCUCUCCAGAAGCUGGCGAUGUCGUAGGGCUACAGGAGGACUGGGAACACUUACAGCUGAGUGGGCGCCACGUGACUUUCGAGUCGAUCAAGGAACUGGCCCUUAACCGGCGGGUCCUAACCGGGAAGUGGCUGAUGCACCUGGACAGCGGCUUCAAAGUGGACCACGCCUGGUGUGGCAUCGCCCGGGCAGUCCUGGAAGGGCGAAUCGGGGUGGCCAAAGUCAGCCCCUGCUGCCCCGACUCGGACCGCAAACACGUGAUCUGCGUGUACACAGACGAUUUCACCAACGAAGAGCAAGUACUGGUGGCCGAUUCCGUGAUCCGGGCCACGGGGGUCAAGUGCCUCUUAUCCUACAAGCCUGAUGCUUACACCUACCUGGGCAUCUACCGCGACAACCGCUGGCAUCUCUGCCCCACCAUUUACGAAAGCAGGUUUGACCUGGAAUGCGUCCCCCGGCGCUCACGUAUCACGAACAAGGUGAGCAACAGCGAAGUGACUUAAAAGUCCCGUUCUUGAGCGUGUUAACGCUCCCACACUUAAGGCUGGGGACCACACAAUCCCACUGUGCAAUGUUGACUCUCUUUUUCUCAGAAGUGGUAGAUUUGCCCAACCGCAGGCGGGCUGGAUCAAAGCUUGCAUCGAUGGGAUUUCUGCCUCCAUCACGGGGCUGUUAGUUCCGGCCGAGAAGCUUGAAACAAAAGUUUCUGACAACUACACGAGUGGACCUCUGCAUUUACCAUUUGAACCGCCAAACUGUGUGCGCGGCACAACCUUGUGCGAGCUGAUCGGCUUCGAAGCUUGUCUUUUUAUGGCAGAAGGAGCCCAACAGAUAAUCCCUACCAAUCUUUUCCUGCAGAAUGGCUGGCCAGCAGU